Erigeron canadensis is the source of this 1206-nucleotide messenger RNA. RefSeq lists its product as uncharacterized. NCBI's taxonomy places the organism in Eukaryota, Viridiplantae, Streptophyta, Magnoliopsida, Asterales, Asteraceae. The record is from RefSeq and is a predicted model, not a curated record. Bases 62 to 967 code for a protein of 301 amino acids. The transcript has a single exon.
UAACCACAACACCACAUUCAUUUGCAAUAACAUUCUAUUCUUUGUAAUUCACAAGAACAAAAUGGUAGGAGAUCAAAAUGAAUCCAUGAUGAUAGUUUCCAUGUGGGCUUCCAUCACUACUCGGUUUACACCCCCUUUUCUCUUUUGUGUUACAAAUCUCAUAAUAGCCAUCCUUUUUAUGGCUUCAAAAUCAAACACAAAAUCCACCACCACCACAUACCAUGAAGAACAAGAACAUCAGGAACACGACCACGAACGUGAACAUGUUCGGGGUAGUGUUUUAUUAAUAAAACCAGUGGUCGCUCGAGUAACUUUGUUACUCGAACGAGCCAAAUCCAUUGACUUAAAAUCUAUUAUUAUCCCCAUCAUUCCCAUAAAAUUAUCAUCACUACCUAAGCUUCCCAAAUAUACUUCAUCAAGUCGACUCGCUCAGUCUAUAUUCUCCGCUUGUAGCUAUGAUUCUCAACCGGACUCGCCACGAUACCCAUCAAAAAAGUUACCAAAACCUUUAUCUCCUAUAUCAGGACGAUUAAAUUCCACCGAUUUCUCAACCAUUUACGACGAUAAUAAUGUAAUAGUUUCCACCGAGUUGCAAUACAUCUCCAACUCACCUUUAGUCCAUGCCCGAGUCAACUCGACCAAAAUACGUACCCCUAGAAAAUCACAACCAUCGACCCUAGUUGAUUUGGAUGAUCAUCAUGUAAUCAGGCAUAACUCGGAAAAGACUAGAAAAAAGAAAGAUAUGGUGGAGAUAAUAAAGACGUCACGUAGCGAAAUAAGGAAACUAGUGUGGGAUGAUGACAGAGUGGAAAUUAUGAAAAGGCCCGAGACAGCCAGAGCGAGGCAAAAUGCGGCCGACGAUGCAAAGGCUAAUGAUUUCAUUACAAAGUUUAGGGGACAGUUGAAACUACAACGUCUUGAUUCUCUUAACAGGUAUAACGACAUGUUAUGCAGACCGAUCGAGUAAUUAAUUAAUUAAGAUUAGUGUACGUUAAUUAGUUGUAAAAUACAUGCAUGCUGGAGACACUUGACAGUUUGCUUUUGUAGUCGAUCUGUUGUAUUAUAGUACGUACUUUUGUAGUGAUAUGUAAAUACCUGUUUUUAGAGGACUAAUCAUGUACGUAGUUAGUUAAUAUAUAGUUAGUGUGAUAUGACUAGAUUAAUAAGUUUUUGCCGUUCAAAAAUUAGUAGUAUACCAUUCUCAUA